This is a messenger RNA of Hibiscus syriacus, 2389 nucleotides long. RefSeq names its product probable L-type lectin-domain containing receptor kinase S.5. NCBI's taxonomy places the organism in Eukaryota, Viridiplantae, Streptophyta, Magnoliopsida, Malvales, Malvaceae. Gene Ontology annotation, cellular component: plasma membrane. The transcript has 2 exons. Gene Ontology annotation, molecular function: carbohydrate binding; ATP binding; protein kinase activity. The coding region runs from base 67 to 2136 and encodes 689 amino acids. The record is from RefSeq and is a predicted model, not a curated record. Gene Ontology annotation, biological process: protein phosphorylation.
GCAACUUUUCGCCCUAUAUAAAGCUCCCAUCAGUGAUUUGAAAUAUUUAGCUAAAGCUUGAAGAAGAUGAUGUUGUUAAAUGGAAAUUCCAUCCGAACUAUGUUGAUAAUCUUUUUCAGCCUUUUGCAUCUAACCGCAGCCUCAUUCAAGAGGGAAAGACCGAUUCAUUUUGAUAGCUUCAUCGAUAGCCAAAAUUCAUCACUCACCUUCAUGGGCGGCUAUUCCGGAAUUCAAUUCGGAGCUCUUCAGCUAACGCCCGACACCUCCAACCCCAACGUGCUCUCCAUCCUCUACAACAAAUCCGGUCGCAUUAUGUUCAACGAACCCUUCAGGCUUUGGUCUUCAAACCACGAAUUGGCUUCUUUCACCUCCUCCUUUGUCAUCAAUAUCUUCAGGACCGGGAGCCAGAGAGCCGGCCAUGGCCUUGCUUUUCUCAUCGCCCCCAAUAUUUCAGCCAUGCCGGAGUUUAGUUACGGUCAAUGGCUUGGUCUCACAAGCGCCUCCACCGAUGGUAGCGCCGACAACCAAAUCGUGGCUAUCGAGUUUGAUACCCUAAGGCAGCCGGAUCUGGAGCUCGACCCAGAUGACAACCAUAUCGGGCUAAACAUCAACUCCGUGGAGUCAAAGAAAGUUGCUUCUCUCAACGAUUAUAAUAUUACAUUAUCACCUCACGUCGGCACCAAUUACUCAGUCUGGGUUGAUUACAAUGGUACCUCGAAGGUCAUGGAAGUUUACAUGGCGAGACAAGGGGAAUCCAGGCCCUCAAAUCCCAUUCUCUACGACACCAUCGACCUGAAAGAAUACGUGAAACAAGAUUCCUUCUUCGGGUUCACCGGUUCAACAGGCUAUCCAGAGAUCGAGUUGAACUGCGUGUGGCAAUGGAGUUUGGACAUAGAUAUGAUUCCCAGGGAAGAAGAAGGGAAAGGGGUGAUGAUUGGUCUGGCAAUAGGCAUCCCAUUGGUGACAAUCACGAUCUUGGUACUUGCCACUGUGUGGUGGUACAUGAGGAGGAGGAGGAGAAAGAGGCGGAAUGAGGAGGGAGAUGGUCGGUUCGGAAAGUUGAAAUGGUUGCCUGGGAUGCCCAGAGAGUUCAGGUACAAGGAAUUGAAGAAGGCCACCAAUAAGUUCGAUGAGAGCAUGAAGCUUGGGGAAGGUGGGUUUGGAAUAGUCUACAAAGGCGUCCUCCAUCUCAACAGUCACAACCAAGGCGUCCAGGUGGCUGUCAAAAAGUUCUUAAGGGAUAGUAUUAAAGGGAAGGAUGAUUUCCUGGCCGAGCUCGCCAUCAUUCAUCGGAUCCGCCAUAAAAAUCUCGUCCGCUUAGUUGGAUGGUGCUACGAGAAAGGGAAGCUCCUACUAGUGUAUGAUUUUAUGCCAAACGGCAGCGUGGAUGACCACCUGUAUGGCAAAUCCAGGCAGGGCACUCUGAAUUGGACUCAUCGUUACAAGAUACUUACAGGUAUUGCAUCAGCUUUGCAUUACCUGCACAACGAGUAUGAUCAAAAGGUGGUGCAUCGAGACCUCAAGCCCAGCAACAUCUUGCUUGAUCUCGACUACAAUGCACGGCUGGGUGACUUUGGUCUCGCCCGAGCCCUUGAAAACGAAAGACAUUCCUAUUCUGAGCUCGGGUUAUCUGGUGUCCCUGGUACUAUGGGUUAUGUCGCCCCUGAGUGCUUUCAUACGGGGAGAGCAACGGUCGAAUCCGAUGUUUUCGGCUUCGGGGCAGUUGUGCUCGAGGUUGUUUGUGGCAAACAUCCUGGAAUCAAGAUCCCACACCAACACGAUCUUUAUACUUUAGUCGAUUGGGUUUGGAUGUUGCACCGCGGAAGGAGACUCAUGGAAGUCGUCGAUGAACGCCUCAACGGUGAAUUCAAUGUUGACGAAGCGACGAGGUUGUUACUUUUGGGGCUGGCCUGUUCACAUCCAAUUGCUACAGAAAGGCCUCAAACUCGAGACAUCUUUCAAAUUAUGAACGGAACCCUGCCGGUCCCUAUCGUGCCUCCAUUCAAGCCAGUGUUUCAAUGGCCUUCUGGUCCUCCAUCUAUUAGCUCCAUCGACAAUUCGCUUUCUAGCUUGGCAUUGCCUUCACAAGAUAGUGUCGGAAUGGCGACGUCGCGGAAGAAUUCGAUGCGGCCGUAGGUUUUUUAACCCCUCCAUCUUCGUAUGGAUACUUAGACCACAAUGAUCGGCUACAAGAAGAGACUCCAAUGAGCCUUGGAAAAUUGAAGGCAUGAUCCGGGACCAACAAGAUCCCACACUAAUCUUUAGAAUAGGUUGAUGUUGAAUAUUAAUGAAUCAUUUGUUUUAUCAGCUAUUCAGGUUUCACAUGUACACCUUUUAUUUUGUCUUUUACAUGUAUACAUAAUCCGUUUGUAAGGGGGUAAUUCUUUUA